UGGUCUGAGUUGGUUAAGUGUGUCUGUAACAGUGUCCAGGAACAAUGCACCUUUGAGGGUAUACACUUAUUGUCAGAUUAUUGGGAUUUCUCCAAAUAUAAAGACUCUGUUCCAGGUAGAAACAAGGUCCAGGAGGCCAAGGUGACCGAAGUGAAAAUCAAUGAGGCCCGCGAGCACUAUCGACCAGUGGCCGCCCGCGCCUCUCUGCUCUACUUCAUCAUGAACGACCUCAGCAGGAUCCACCCCAUGUACCAGUUUUCUCUCAAGGCCUUCAGCAGCGUCUUCCAGAGGGCGGUGGAGAAGGCCCCGCCCCACGAGAGUCUCCCGCAGCGCGUGGCCAGCCUGAUGGACAGCAUCACCUUCUCCGUGUUCCAGUACACCACCCGCGGGCUCUUCGAGUGUGAUAAGCUGACUUACCUUGCCCAGCUCACCUUUCAGAUCCUCCUCCUGAACCAGGCGGUCGGGGCGGCGGAGCUGGACUUCCUGCUGCGAUCCCCCGUGCAGGCCGGAGUCACCAGCCCCGUGGAGUUCCUCUCCCAUCAGGCCUGGGGAGGCAUCAAGGCUCUUUCCGCCAUGGAGGAAUUCUCUAAUCUGGACCGGGACAUUGAGGGAUCUGCCAAGAGCUGGAAGAAGUUCGUGGAAUCAGAAUGUCCUGAGAAGGAGAAGUUCCCGCAGGAGUGGAAGAGCAAGACGGCCCUGCAGCGCCUCUGCAUGAUGAGGGCCAUGCGGCCGGACCGGAUGACCUAUGCCAUGCGGCAUUUUGUUGAGGAGACAUUAGGAAGCAAAUAUGUGCUGGGAAGAGCAUUAGACUUUGCAACCUCAUUUGAAGAAUCAGGACCAGCCACUCCCAUAUUUUUUAUCCUGUCUCCAGGGGUGGACCCACUGAAGGAUGUGGAAAAUCAAGGUAAAAAACUCGGAUACACCUUCAACAAUCGGAACUUUCACAACGUAUCUUUGGGGCAAGGACAGGAGGUGGUGGCUGAGGCCGCGCUGGAUCUCGCUGCGAAGAAAGGUCACUGGGUCAUUUUGCAGAACAUCCACCUGGUUGCCAAGUGGCUCAGCACCCUGGAGAAGAAGCUGGAGGAGCUCAGUGCAAGCAGCCACCCGGAGUUCAGAGUCUUCAUCAGUGCAGAGCCUGCGCCCUCCCCUGAGGGCCACGUCAUCCCCCAGGGCAUCCUGGAGAACUCCAUCAAAAUCACCAAUGAGCCUCCCACGGGCAUGCAUGCCAACCUGCACAAGGCCCUGGACAACUUCACUCAGGACACCCUGGAGACAUGCUCCCGGGAGGCAGAGUUCAAGAGCAUCCUCUUUGCUCUCUGUUACUUCCACGCGGUGGUGGCGGAGAGGCGAAAGUUCGGGCCGCAGGGAUGGAAUCGCUCCUACCCCUUCAACACUGGGGACCUCACCAUCUCUGUGCAUGUGCUCUACAACUUCCUGGAGGCCAACGCAAAGGUCCCCUAUGAUGACUUGCGUUACCUCUUCGGAGAGAUCAUGUAUGGAGGCCAUAUCACCGAUGACUGGGACAGGAGACUCUGCAGGACGUAUCUGGAGGAAUUCAUUAAACCGGAAAUGCUUGAAGGAGAGCUGACUCUGGCCCCAGGGUUCCCACUGCCAGGCAACAUGGACUACAAUGGUUACCAUGAGUACAUUGAUGCCGAGCUGCCCCCCGAGUCACCCUAUCUCUACGGCCUCCACCCCAAUGCGGAGAUCGGCUUCCUGACCCAGACCUCAGAGAAGCUCUUUCGCACGGUGCUGGAGCUGCAGCCGCGGGACAGCCACGUCGGGGACGGAGCGGCGGCCACGAGGGAAGAGAAGGUCAAGGCCCUUCUGGAAGAAAUACUGGAGCGGGUGACGGACGAGUUUAACAUCCCAGAGCUGAUGGCCAGGGUGGAGGAGCGCACCCCCUACAUCGUGGUUGCCUUGCAGGAGUGUGAGCGGAUGAACACACUCACCAGGGAGGUCCGGCGCUCGCUGAGGGAGCUGCACCUCGGCCUGAAGGGGGAGCUGACCAUGACCAGCGACAUGGAGAACUUAGAGAACAACCUGUACCUAGACACCGUGCCAGAGUCCUGGGCCAGACGAGCCUACCCUUCCACGGCAGGCCUGGCCGUCUGGUUUUUGGACCUCCUCAGCCGAAUCAAGGAGUUGGAGGCUUGGGUAGGCGACUUUGCAAUGCCAUCCACGGUGUGGCUGACAGGCUUCUUCAACCCCCAGUCCUUCCUGACCGCCAUAAUGCAGUCCAUGGCCCGCAAGAAUGAGUGGCCACUAGACCAGAUGGCCCUGCAAUGUGACGUGACGAAGAAGAAUAGAGAGGAUUUCAGAAGCCCUCCUCGGGAAGGAGCCUAUGUCCAUGGCCUCUUCAUGGAAGGUGCUCGCUGGGAUGCACAGGCUGGGGUCAUUACAGAGGCCAAGCUCAAGGAUCUGACACCCCCGAUGCCUGUGAUGUUCAUCAAGGCCAUUCCUGCAGACAAGCAAGAUUGCCGCAGUGUCUAUGCUUGUCCUGUAUACAAGACAUGUCAGCGGGGACCCACCUACAUAUGGACUUUCAACCUGAAGACCAAGGAGAACCCAUCCAAGUGGGUUCUAGCUGGAGUAGCUUUGCUUCUCCAGAUUUAGCUUCCUUUGGAGCCACUGAGAAAACAAGGCUGGGCUGGCGACUGCCCAGAGGGACAGGUGG
Messenger RNA from Myotis lucifugus (little brown bat), 2677 nucleotides. Its product is annotated as dynein heavy chain 9, axonemal-like. The coding region runs from base 220 to 2616 and encodes 798 amino acids. Gene Ontology annotation, molecular function: minus-end-directed microtubule motor activity; dynein light intermediate chain binding; dynein intermediate chain binding. NCBI's taxonomy places the organism in Eukaryota, Metazoa, Chordata, Mammalia, Chiroptera, Vespertilionidae. Gene Ontology annotation, cellular component: dynein complex. The transcript has 14 exons. The record is from RefSeq and is a predicted model, not a curated record. Gene Ontology annotation, biological process: microtubule-based movement.